This is a messenger RNA of Carica papaya (papaya), 1659 nucleotides long. RefSeq lists its product as uncharacterized. NCBI's taxonomy places the organism in Eukaryota, Viridiplantae, Streptophyta, Magnoliopsida, Brassicales, Caricaceae. The record is from RefSeq and is a predicted model, not a curated record.
CGUAGCAAAACAAAAGCCGCGAGGAGGUUUGAUGCGUUUCUGAUUCUCAGCAGUCCAGGCGGAGCGAGAAACCUACAUCCAUCUUCUUCACCAAUCUCCCUUCACGUCCUUCUCGAUGGUUCUUCAUAUAUUCAUCAACUCUUCCAUGUGACGACGUAGUUCCGCAGACUAGUUUCUACAGUUUUGUUUAUAUACUGGCACGUCACUCUCCAUGGCUCUUCCCCUCGGAAAGUUAACCAUCCUCGUCGGUGCAGGUAUUGUUGGAUCUGUUAUUGUGAAAGAAGGGGGCAUUUUUAAUGUUUCUGAUUUUUUCUCAGGGGUGUUUAAGAUUGCUUUUAGGCAACUUGGACAGGAUGAUUCUACUUCAUCAGUCCGCAAGCCUCUAGCCAAUGACUCUUUGAUGGCUCAGGUUAACAGUCUAAGGCAGGAGCUACAAUUGUUGGCAUUAAACAGGCCAGUUACAAUUGUUACUACCCAUGGAACAGGUGGUAGAAAAUAUGGCGUAGUUAUUGUUUUGGUGGUGGUUGGAUAUGGCUAUGUAUGGUGGAAGGGGUGGAAACUUCCUGAUUUCAUGUUUGCAACGAGGCGUAGUUUGGCUGAUGCAUGUGAUUCCAUAGCUAAACAGUUGGAGAGUGUUUACUCAUCAAUUUCGGCUACAAGGCGGCAACUGUCAUCAAGAAUUGACAGAACAGAUACUGGUUUGGAUGAAAUUGAGGGUAUCACUAGAGAAACGGGGAGAGAGGUUUCUGAACUACGAGAAGGUGCAGCAAGAAUUGGGGAGGAUGUCAGGUCUGUUCGUCAUGUAGUUGAAACUCUGGAAAGUAAAAUUAGUCGAAUUGAAGGGAAGCAGGAUUUGACGACACAAGGAGUAAAGAGGUUGUGUGAUUUUGCCCAGAAUCUGGAACAAAGUAGAACUGCAGAGCGAAAUCAGGCUUCUCUAUCAAGUUCAUCUAGGCCAGCUCUUGAAUCAGCGCCAGUGACGCCAUCAUCGAGGACUGUGUCUUUGGCUCCUGUUUCUCCACGAGAACCAGAAUUAUCAUCUGCUUCAAAUGGAUCUCAAAAGGUUAAGCGACCCCUUCAACAUGUUCUGUCAGCAUCAGGACUAAAGGAUGUGGGUGGUGAGUUGCCGAACAUUCAUGAGGUUUCCGAUGGGAACCAUACUCCGAAAGAGACAGUCACCGAGUCCUCAAGUUCUUGUCUCUUUGGGAUGAGAUUUUCUGGUUUUAGUGCUGCACGUAUAAUGAGAACGCGAAGCGCAUUGAAUGCUUUGCCGCCGCAUUUAACUUCAGCUAGACAGGGAUAGCCUCCUUUUUGUGCAUCAGAAAACCAUUAAGAUUUUUCUUUAUUGUAGCCGGAAUCCAACCCUGUUUGGAAGCAGGGCGUGGUCAGCGGCUACCGCCUAAGUUUCUCCUUCAGAAUGCCGAGAAUGUCCAAAUUUUCUUUAGUAGAAUACAGAGUGGGUACCGAAUUUUUGUAGAAAUGCUGCAUAUGUUAGAAAGAGGUUAGGGUAUGUUUAGAAGAAAGAAAUGGCUGUCAUUACAGAAUUUACUUAUAGGUUCUUAUUUUGUUCUUCUUAAAUGUCAAUGCUCGCAUUUAAUUUAAAUUAAGUAAACAUUGCAAAAGCAAUCAAUUUAUUAUAAACAUAUGCUUAAUUUUAUA